Myiozetetes cayanensis is the source of this 3860-nucleotide messenger RNA. It is a transcript of the gene RASL10B, whose product is annotated as RAS like family 10 member B. The record is from RefSeq and is a predicted model, not a curated record. Gene Ontology annotation, molecular function: GTP binding; GTPase activity. The transcript is spliced from 4 exons. Lineage: Eukaryota; Metazoa; Chordata; Aves; Passeriformes; Tyrannidae. Bases 638 to 1324 code for a protein of 228 amino acids.
GGCACCUCCCCAGAGCUCCGGGAGAAGCCGGUGUCCCUCCUGGGCUCCUGCGGCUCGCUCUGGGCAUUCCUUGCCUCCUUUCCCGGGCGCUGCCCCCUUCCCUACCUGGCCACUGCCUGUAUCCCUCCCCGGGCAUCCCCUGCAUCUCUGCCUGGGCUGAGCGUUCUUCCCUCCGCGGGCGCUGCCUGCAUCACUCCCGGGCAUCCCUGCCUGCAUCCCUGCCCGAGCUCUGCCUCCCUCCCUCCCUCCCUCCAUCGCUCCCCAGGCGCUGCCCGCCUCCCGCGCGGGCAUCCCCGCCAUCCCACCGGGCGCUGCCUCCAUCCCUGCCCGUGCAGCGCCUGCCCCCGCGCCGUGCCCCGGACGGGCUCCCCGCUCCCCGCCGCCGCCCCCCGGUCUCUCCGCGCCGGGCGGGGGCCGGGCCGGGCCGGGGCUCUGCAGCGGGGCCGCCCGCCCCGCGUCGGGCUCUCCGCAUGGCUCCUCCGCCCGCCGGGGCGCCGCCGGCCCGGGCCACUGCUGCAAGUGACGGGCUGCCCCGGAGGGGAAAUGCAUCCUGAAUGGGGCUGAGGCCCCCUGCACGGGAAUAUGCAGCCUCGGCACCGCGGAGGCAGCACCAGGGCAGCGGCCGGCGCGCGGCGGAAUGGUGGCAACGUUCAAGAUCGCCGUGCUGGGAGCCCAGGGCGUGGGCAAGAGUGCCAUAGUCCGGCAGUUCCUCUACAACGAGUUCAGCGAGGUCUGUGUGCCCACCACGGCCCGCCGCGUCUACCUGCCCGCCGUCGUCAUGAACGGCCACGUCCACGACCUGCAGAUCAUGGACUUUCCCCCCAUCACCGCCUUCCCUGUCAACACCCUGCAGCUUCGAGUACAUCAAAACCAUCCGCCAGCAGAUCCUGGAAACAAGGGUCAUCGGCACCUCGGAGACACCCAUCAUCAUCGUGGGCAACAAGCGGGACCUGCAGCGGGGCCGGGUGAUCCCGCGCUGGAACGUCUCCAACCUGGUGAAGAAGACGUGGAAGUGCGGCUACAUCGAGUGCUCGGCCAAGUACAACUGGCACAUCCUGCUGCUCUUCAGCGAGCUCCUCAAGAGCGUGGGCUGCGCCCGCUGCAAGCACGUCCACACCACCAUCCGCUUCCAGGGCGCCCUGCGCAGGAACCGGUGCACCAUCAUGUGAGCCCCUCCUGCCCCCAUGGACCCCCCUUCCUCGGGGGCCGAGGCUCCCCUGUGAGCACCGGAGUCUCUGCUCUCCGUGGGGGUGAUGCUGCGGUGGGAGCUGUGCUGGAGGCACCUCGGGGUUGGCUUCCCACUGGCGCUGGCACCCUGCGGUGACAUUUGGGGACAGCGCGCCUUGGGCAGGGUGAUGUGGUGGCCGGUGGCAGGUUGGAGCAGGUGGCCACCUGGAGGUAGUGAUGGGUGAGGGAGGUCCUUGGUUAAACCCCCAGGCCCUUCCUGAGCCUCAGCUUGAGGCCAAAGCUGUCCCGGGGGAGGGUUGUACAUGGCACUGGAGGAUGGGGGAGAUCCCUCAGAGGGCGCCCAGAUUUUGGCUGUCAGGCCCAUCCUUGCCAAUUCCUGCUCUGGCACCACAGGGGCAAUGCUUGCUGCUCCCUGCCAUCACCUGCCCCUGGAAGGGAAUGAUCCAGCACCUCUAUCCUGAUGUGCUGGGAGUGGUUCCAUCACUGGGUCACAGGGAGACAGGAGUCCUGUUUUCCUCCCUGCAGAGCUGGGGUUUCUCCCCUUGGAGGACAGAACAGUCUCCAGCAAGAGGCCAGGUUACACGGGAUCUCUUUUGGCUCAGUUGGAUGAGACUUCCAGGUGGAAUUUCCCGAUGAAAGCAAGAAAGGGGGAAAAAAAAAUAAUAAUAAAGUCCCCAUCCCGCCCCUUACAUCCCCAGGAUGCCGGGAGCUGCCUCCCCAGGGCUCUCAGUCCCUCUCUGCCCCAGCCCAGCCCAGCAAGGCUCCUCCUCCCCACCAACCUGUCGAACACCAAAUAAUCUCGGAACGCUCCUUGCCGGGCAGGUCACCCCUCCGCUACCUCGCGUCCCGGGCUCAGCCAGCGGCUGGCUUUGCACGGCUUCCACCCGAGCCCCCGGUGUCUCCCGGGCGGGCGGGCAGCCCCCUGUGCCCCCUCGGUGCUGCGCCGGGUUUUCCCAUGGUGAUCCUGCCUCCAUCCCGGUGAGACGCGGCCCUGGGAAGGCAGCCUCCGAAGCAAUAGGGAGCUGGAGUUGCGUUUGUGGUUGCAUUCCUGCUUGUUUCUUUUUGUUUCGGUUUUGUUUUGGUUUUCUCUCUGCGUAUCCCUAGCAGGAAAGUGAGCCUCUCAUUUUUUAUUAUUAUUAUUAUUAUUUUUUCAAUCUCUCAGCACGUUUUUCCCCCAGACUUGCAGCUCGCCUGAGUCCUGUCCUGCAGGGCCAGGUGGCAAAGGGCAGCCCCUGUUAGGAAACGGUGGUGGGGCAGUGAGGGGUGAGCAAGGGGCCGUGGUUUCUCCUUGGCUGCCCCCUGUGAGGCACAGGGAAAUACCAUCCCCACCUCCUGAGGCAGGAUCUGUGGCUGGUCCAUCCUCCAGCAAAACCAUCCCCAUGAUUCCUGGUGUAACAGGGAGGUGCAGGUAUUCAAGGUAUUCAGUGCUGCUCCGGGCAGGAAAGCAGAAGGACACCAGUCCUUCUUCCUCCCACAGCCAGGUGUCCAUCUCCCAGCAGCAUCACCGUGCUCUUGGAAACACUUCCUAUGAAAGGCAGGUCCAGCUGAGCUCCAACACGGUGCAUCCCCCCACCCCAUCCCUGUGCCAGGGCCAGGGGGGCUGGGUCACCCUGCUCCCUCCCCGCUGGGGGACCCAAACCCCUUGAUCCAAAAAAAAAAAAAAAAAGAAAAUCAAGGAAAAAAAAAGGCAAUGGGAGGACACAAUUCCAUCUCAGCCAGGAAGGCAGUGGUACUUGUCACCAUCCCUGGCCUUCAUGGCAAACCCAGCUCCCUUAUCCGACCUCAUCCCGCCAGGAUUUAUGAACACGUGGAAGUCCACUUAUCGACCUCUGGCUAGCUUUAUCCCUCCAAAUUGUCUGAGAAGGAAAUUCCUUGGUAAAUGCUAAUAAUAAAGCAUUUAUAAAGUGCUCCGACGUACACAUAUCAACGACUAAGCCAAUACAUUGUUUGUUAUAACCCUGUAGCCUGCAGUUUAUAGCACAAUUAGUUACAGGUUUUUAUAGCAUCUCUUUAGUAUUUUGAAAAAAAAAAAAAAGGUUAUAAAUAUAAUUGUUAUAUUCUAUUGUACUUUAUAGACAGAGGAAGUUAUAUUAGUAAUAAUAACUCUCACUGCUUCGUCAGCAUUUCCCAGCUCCCAGGAAAACGAGGGCUACAAAGAGCCGCUUUCCCAAAAGCUCAGGAGGGGGUAGGUGAUGAUGAUAUCCUGGGUGGUGGUAUCCUGGGUGCAGGCAGGGGCUCUGAGGCAGGACGUGUCCAGGCCUCCAGGAGCACAGCAGCAGCUACAAGCACCUCGUGCCUCACCCCUACUCACACCCCCCUAGUACAAAGCGUUCCCACUUCCCCAACACCACCCUGGUCCUGCUGAGAACAACCUGCUCCUGGGCCUGGGGGAGGCUGGGAUGUCCCCACCGCUGUCCCCAGGACAGUGCUGUGUUUCUGCCCCUGUGCACGUGGAGGCAAUGCCUGGGUUUGGCUCAGUCCCACCAAGGAUGCUUCCUCUCCUCCUCCUCCUCCUCCUCUUCCCCCUGGUGAAAAUCCCAGUUGCCUGGACUUGGCUUUCCUUUCCCUCCUGGACUUCUUGUCGGAGAUUCCCAAGGUGUCUACACCGCCUGUAACGCCCUGCACCCCCUUCUUUGAAAUCGAAUUAAAAAUCAGGUCUGUCCCCCUUGUUC